CUUAGGCAGACACAUCAGGAUACAAGGUUGUUGGUUUUUAGACAAAACAGGAAUCACAUUCUCCAUCAUCUGUUAAAUAAGAAUUGGUCCAGGAAAUAUUGUCAUCAAGAUACCAGGAUGCUCUGGAAACAUAAAGCACUGCAGAAAUAUAUGGAAGACUUGAGUAAGGAGUACCAAGCACUUGGUCAGUGUUUGCAGGAUAGCUCUGUGAAAGAAGGAGACCAAAGGUCUUUAAAGCAGAGGCAUGCUGAGUUGGCACCAUUCACAGCCAUUUACAAAGAAAUUCAGGAGGCUGAACAAGCAGUUGAAGAAUUAGAAUCAAUGUGUAAAAGUCUAAGUAAACAAGAUGAUAAGCACUUACAAGAACUUGUAUUGGAAGAAAGGCAAAUCAUUGAUCAAAAAAUCAAUACACUCUACAGUGAACUUUUCCAGAAUCUAGUGCCAAAGGAGAAAUAUGAUAAAAAUAAUGUUAUUUUAGAGGUGACAUCUGGAAGAACUACUGGAGGUGUUAUCUGCCAGCAAUUGACCCAAGAAAUAUUUGACAUGUACCAGAAUUAUUCAUGUUAUAAACACUGGAAAUUUGAACUGCUGAAUUACACAGCAGCAGAUUAUGGUGGACUGCAUCAUGCAGCUGCCCUGAUCUCUGGAGACAAGGUCUAUAAGCAUUUGAAGUAUGAAGGUGGGGUUCACCGAAGUCAGUGGAUCCCUGAGGUGGGCCUGUCCUCAAGGAUGCAGGGUAUCCACACAAGAACAAUGUCAGUUAUUGUCCUUCCUCAACCAGAUGAGGUAGAUGUGAAAGUGGACCCCAGAGAUUUGUGAAUAGAUACAUUUCGAUCCAAAGGAGCAGGAGGACGGCAUGUUAAUACAACAGACAGUGCUGUCGGGCUUGUCCAUAUCCCCACAGGGCUGGUAGUAGAGUGUCAACAGGAAUGAUCACAGCUGAAAAAUAAAGAAAUAGCUUUGCGUGUGUUGAGAGCUAGACUCUACCAACAGUUUAUUGAGAAAGACAAGUGCUGACAACAAAGUGCUAGAAAAUUACAAGUGGAAACAAGAGCCCAAGCAGAGAGAAUUCGGACUUAUAAUUUCACCCAGGGUAGACUCACUGACCACAGGAUAGCAUAUGAAGUUCGUGACAUUAAGGAAUUUUUAUGUGGAGAGAGGUCCUUGGAUCAGCUAAUUCAGAGACUGCUUCAAUCAGCAGAUGAAGAAGCCAUUGUAGAACUUUUGGAUGAAAACCUUAGAUCAGUAAAAUAA
Molecule: messenger RNA, 1254 nt
Organism: Castor canadensis (American beaver)
Lineage: Eukaryota; Metazoa; Chordata; Mammalia; Rodentia; Castoridae
Source: RefSeq, a predicted model, not a curated record